CAGAGCUAGUGUUAAGACAUUUAAAACAAUGUAUACAAAUUUACUUGAUCUUCUUCCACCUGAAUUGAUACCAUUUAUUACAAAGAAUCUCCCGAUCCAAGAUCUUAAAAAUUGCAGUAGUUUAGAUGAUAUAUGGAAAGAUGAGAUUAUUCGAGAAAUUCGUAAAAGAUUAAUAGUAGAUUGUAAAUUCGUAGAUAAUAAUAUUACCGUUAAAGCAAUAAUCGAUUCCAAAUCUCAUUAUAGCAAUAUUAGUAAAGCACUUGCUAAAAAAUUGGAUUGCUAUAUUUCUAGGGAUUUUG
Diversispora eburnea is the source of this 299-nucleotide messenger RNA. The record is from the annotation of a GenBank genome assembly. Lineage: Eukaryota; Fungi; Glomeromycota; Glomeromycetes; Diversisporales; Diversisporaceae.